Messenger RNA from Mobula hypostoma (lesser devil ray), 3393 nucleotides. Its product is annotated as gamma-glutamyl hydrolase-like. Lineage: Eukaryota; Metazoa; Chordata; Chondrichthyes; Myliobatiformes; Myliobatidae. Gene Ontology annotation, molecular function: gamma-glutamyl-peptidase activity. Bases 274 to 1242 code for a protein of 322 amino acids. Gene Ontology annotation, cellular component: vacuole. Gene Ontology annotation, biological process: tetrahydrofolylpolyglutamate metabolic process. The record is from RefSeq and is a predicted model, not a curated record. The transcript has 9 exons.
AUGGGGGGGGGGGGGAAUUAAUGGGGCUCUUCCGUGUCGUGACCUUUUGGCUUUUUGAGCAUGCGAUUGAUUUAAUUUCGCUUUUGACGGCGGAUCUCGAGUUCUGAAGGUAGUGCUAGUAGGACGGAAGUGCGGAACAGUUACUCAAACUCCGCUGAGCAAGCAGUCUGGGCGGGCAUUAGGCUGCGGGAAUUCAGCUGUCGUGAAUUUGGUUUAUAGAAAACCUCCCUCGCAACAGCUCUGAUCUUGUGUCGAUAUUUUCGUAAAGGGAUAAUGGAUAUUCGGCGGCCGCACGCAUUUGUACUGCUGCUGUGUGUCUCCGUGGCUCUGCGAGGGCGGAUACUUCGGGCUGCCGCGAUCAACCAGCGACCCCUAAUCGGUAUUUUGGCUCAGGAAGUAUCUGAUAAAUUUGCAAACUAUGGCAGUAGCUACAUUGCAGCAUCGUAUGUGAAGUACUUGGAAUCGGCUGGAGCAAGAGUUGUACCCAUUAGCACUAAACUAAGUGAAGCUGAAUACCGGAAACUAUUUUAUUCUAUAAAUGGGGUGCUUUUCCCAGGUGGUCACGUAAACCUUCAGACAUCACAAUAUGCCAAGAUUGCAUCUUUGUUUUAUGAUCUUGCAAUACAGGCCUAUGAUCAUGGGACUUAUUUCCCAAUCUUGGGGGUUUGCCUUGGAUUUGAACAGCUGACUGUCCUUACCAGUGGAAAAAAUCUUCUGGUUGCUACGAACACCAAGAAUGUGUCUCUUCCUUUGAAAUUCAGCCAAGCUGCAGCAACCAGUAGGAUGUUUAAGAACGUUCCUGAAGAUUUGAUGAAAGCAUUGGUUGUAGAACCUUUAACUGGAAAUUUCCACAAGUGGAGUCUUUCUGUAGAGCAAUUUGAAAGGAAUGAAGAUUUGAAAAACUUCUACAAGAUCUUGACCACUAAUACAGACAGCCAACAGAUUGAAUUUAUAUCUACAAUGGAAGCACACAGCUACCCCAUUUAUGGAGUUCAGUGGCAUCCAGAGAAAAACCCUUAUGAGUGGAAUCCAAACAUCAGCAUCCCACAUACCAGCAAUGCUGUCAAACUAACAUGGUACAUGGCUGACUUUUUUGUUAGUGAAGCUCAGAAGAAUUGGCAUCAUUUUCCUAAUGAAAAAGAAGAAGAGGGGGCUUUGAUCUAUAACUAUGCACCAAUUUAUGCUGGCAACAUCUCCAGCUUUGAACAGAUUUAUGUAAUUGAUAAACCCUCCUUCAGUUAAGAAGUGGGCUUUGGCAAAUAAAUCAUCUGUGUGCCAAGAUGUGGAGAACCAUUUGAAAUUGUAUGGCUUCCCAACCAUGUAUCCUUUAAAUGUAAUCACUUGAUUCUAUUAGUUCUAAUAUAAAAAUAGUUAUGUUAACUUUGUGGCCUAUAGAAAAUAAUGUAUAAUUCUGUGGACACUGACACUGUCAGGAUAAAGUUAAUGGAUAUUGUGAGAUAUUUUUGCUUUUUGCUCACUUUUCCUGACUAACUUGGAUCAUCUGGUGGGUAAGGCUACAGUUUUGGCUAUAGAAGUUGAUAUUGGCAAAAGCACAUCAUCGCUGCUUCAUUGUACUAUCGGUACUGGUUUCUGCAUUUCUGAAGUAACAAGCUCCAUGAGGAAUAUGUUUACUAUCUUGAGGGUGAAGUUCCUCCAAUUCAUACUUUUAGCAAAUCACACUAAAUUUAAAACCAGAUUCUCAAUUUUGUACUUGUAUAGAUUCUAAAAGAAUUUUAACUGAAUAGUGUAUCUGAAUACAUUAUGGCUUUCCCAUCCAGAAUACUUUGACAAAAAUAAAUUGAUGUCCUUAGACAAUGAACAUCAGAGAGUCUCGCAAAUUGAGCCCACAUCUGAGUAGAGAAUCACAUUUAAUACUAAAUGACGACAUUUUGAUGUGAAUCUCUCCUGUUUAAUUCCGAAAUGCUAGAAGAAGACAAUUUAUCCUGUGUUGUCUUUGUGCAAAGGAUAGAUUUUAAAGUUCAAAGUAAAUUUAUUAUCAAACUACUUAUAUGACACCAUAUACAAUCCUGAGGUUGAUUUUCUUGCGGGCAUUCAUAGUAAAUACAAGGGAUCAAUGAAAGACUGCACCCAACAAAACAGUAAAACACCAGUGUGUGAAAGACAACAAAUAAUGCAAAUACAAAAAGAUGAUAAUAAUAAUAAAAUAUGCAAUGAAUAAUGAGAACAUGAGGUGAAGAGUCCAGAAGUGAGUACCUAGGUUGUGGGGACAGUUCUGUGAUGGGGUGAGUGAAGUUAUCCCUUCUGGAUCAAUGAGCCUGGUGGUUGAGGGGUAAUAACUGUUCCUGAACCUGGUAGUGCGGGUGUUGAGCCUCCUGUACCUUCUUCCUGUUCCAGCAACAGUGCUCCAAGUAGCUAUGCUCCGUGAUGGGGAGGGCUUUAUCCAUGCUGGACUGGGCUGUAUCCACUACUUUUUGUCAUCUUUUGUAGAAGUUUGCAGGUGAAUUAUAUGUAUGUCAAUUCACUAAAAUUCAUUUUCUUAAUUAUAAGCCCCAACAUACCUUUACCACAAAUCCCAUUUCAAUGCAAAAUGCACUUUGCCUUCCACAUUUUUAGUGGGGUGCACUUGCAAAAUGACUAAUUCGAUCAAUACAUUUUCCAAGCUUCUAUGAAGGCUAAAAUUAACUGAAUUACGUUUGUAAAUUUGAAUUUCUGUUUUUAUUGUAAUCGAAGGGCAAGAGAUUGUUUUGUAAAAGAAGUGUGGAAAGGAGAAACAAAAGCAUACAGCUUGUACAAUUGCCUCCCUGGUUACCUCUCAUACUCUUAAUACUGUCAGCCCAAUUCCCAAAGAUUUUGUUCAGGAAGUGCUGCAUUGUUUUGUCGUGAAAUAGCAUUAACCAGGUAAGGUGACAUACAGAAUUUUUUUAUAUCGACUGGACAAAUUGGAUCAGCCCAUGACUGAAUGGCAGAGCAGACUCGAUGGGCCGAAUGACCUACUUCUGCUUCUGUAUCUUAUGGUAUUAUUAUAAGCUUUAACAGUUAAAAGGAUACAAAUAAACUUCUAUUUCAGUAUUAGAAACAUAGAAAAUAGGUCCAGGAGUAGGCCAUUUGGCCCUUCGAGCCUGCACCGCCAUUUAUUAUGAUUAUGGCUGAUCAUCCAACUCAGAACCCCGCCCCAGCCUUCCUUCCCUCCAUACAUCCCUCCAGAUGUAAGUUUCUGGUUUUUGGUCUUUGUAGGAAGUAAAUGAGUAAAUGUCUUUGCCAAUUGUAUUGUGCUUCAGUAUAAUGAUUUGCUGACUAUCAAAGGAUUCUUUAUGCACUGCACAACACUGCAAACCUGUUUUCCAGUAAUGCAAGGUGUAAUAAAACUUUUGGAAAUUUAAUUUGUGUUUUUGAUCUGUGAUAAAGCUCAACAAAAUUAAACAUUGUAUUUUG